AUGUACACAGGUGUGGUUAAAGCGAAGCGAUCGAUAUGGAGGCUAAGGACAAUCAACGAUUUCUUCUGGUCAAUCAUCAAUCUGAUACAAGUCUUCUUUAUAACCAUGUUCUCAAUGGAGAAAUCAGAUGCAUAUAGGAAAGGCUCCGGGGCUAACAAGAAGUGGGAUGGUGGCAGGGGCGGUGGACCUCCUGGUGGCGGCGGUGGUGGUGGACCACCUCGUGGGGGCCUGGACAAUGUGCGCGGCUUGAAUGAUAUCCGUGGAGCUGAUCACAAUUCCCUACCUGCAUGUGGCUCGUGCUGUGGUUGA
Messenger RNA from Microthlaspi erraticum, 309 nucleotides. The record is from the annotation of a GenBank genome assembly. NCBI's taxonomy places the organism in Eukaryota, Viridiplantae, Streptophyta, Magnoliopsida, Brassicales, Brassicaceae.